GAUCUAUAUAAUGACAUUCUAGAACAAACUGCAUUUGCUAAUUGGGAAGAUUCUCAUGAGCCAAUCUAUAAAGAUAUCAAUAUUGAAUCUCAGCAACAAGUUGUUGAAAAAUUAGAAAUUGGUGAUUUAAUUAAUUUAAAUGAUUCUAUGAUAGUUAAAGACAGUAGAUCGAAAGAUAUUGAAAGCUAUAAUAAUAAUUAUAUUGAAGGUCGUGGAAAUUUAAAUUUUAACAUAGAUGAUAUUGUAAAUAAAGGUCUAGAAAAUACAAGACAACAAUAUUCAAGCCUUUAA
Racocetra persica is the source of this 291-nucleotide messenger RNA. The record is from the annotation of a GenBank genome assembly. NCBI's taxonomy places the organism in Eukaryota, Fungi, Glomeromycota, Glomeromycetes, Diversisporales, Gigasporaceae.